Molecule: messenger RNA, 1052 nt
Organism: Ictalurus punctatus (channel catfish)
Lineage: Eukaryota; Metazoa; Chordata; Actinopteri; Siluriformes; Ictaluridae
Product: E3 ubiquitin-protein ligase lubel
Exons: 3
Coding region: 175-675 (166 amino acids)
Source: RefSeq, a predicted model, not a curated record
CUUGCUAUAGUAGGAAGAGAAAGCGAAAGUAUGAAUUCUGCAGGAAUUCCCCUGCUUGUUUUGUCCUGUAAAAGCUAACUUCACAAACACUACCUCAGUUUCAACAAGAGCGUGUGUGUGAGACGGAGGUCUACCUUUACUGAGUCGCAGGUGCUACCAAGAAGAAUCGAAGUCAUGAGCCAUUCCACAACAAAGCCAAAGUGUCCAGGUUGCCAUCAGGAUGUUGUCACGGAUUCAGAAAGGCAGUGUGUUGUGUGCAAAUUGUGUUCCAAAGCAAAACGUCGUGUUUUUAGUUUCUGCUGGGAUUGUCAGAGAGAGUGGCCACGCAGCACAUCAUCAAACAGCUCCUGCACACAGCCAAACUGCGCUCUCCGGGCUGCUCUGAUCUCCGAUAAACGGAUCAGUGAUCCCAACAGUUCAGCAAAGGGAUGCCCCUAUUUCAGGGCCUGUCCUGCGUGCAAUGCCCUGCUCACACACAACGGACAAGGCUGCCCCAACAUUACAUGCCCUAAGUGCUCCAUAGGAUUCUGCUUCCGUUGUCUUCGCCCAGGAUGCUUUUUGACAGACUUGGAUUUGAUUCCUUUCAUAAGGGAGAGGCACAGGUUGAUUGGACUUCCACAGCUUCAACCAUGUACUAUAGUAGAUAACAGUCAGAGUCUGAUGGCACUUCGUUAGUAGAAUCACUCGGUCGGAGGCAAACAAAAAAUGUCUACCAUACGAAUGCGUACAUUUUCACACUUGUCUACAGACGCAUUUAGGUUUUACAGACAAGGUGUCAGAACUCUGCGGGGGUCGGGGGUCAAGUCUUUCAGAGUAGUGUUGGGAAUCUUUAAAAUACAGUUUAGGUCAUACUGUGCUUCUUUGAUAUAAAAAAUAAUUUCACUGAUUUGAACUGAAAUGUACUUAAAUAACUGUACAUUUAAUCUUUCACUGAUAUGUGAUCAAAAAUGAUUUGUGUGCACAAUGGUAGAUGUCUGAGAUCAAUCUGUAAAAUUGUGAAUGUGACGAAAAACACAAGUAACCCAUGCAUUAAAGAGGAUUUAAAAUUUAAA